Messenger RNA from Dichotomopilus funicola, 936 nucleotides. RefSeq lists its product as uncharacterized. Lineage: Eukaryota; Fungi; Ascomycota; Sordariomycetes; Sordariales; Chaetomiaceae. The transcript has 3 exons. Bases 1 to 936 code for a protein of 311 amino acids. Gene Ontology annotation, molecular function: hydrolase activity. Gene Ontology annotation, cellular component: extracellular region. The record is from RefSeq and is a predicted model, not a curated record.
AUGAAGUUCCUCACUCAGAUCUCGGCCGCGCUCGGCCUCCUGAGCACCAGCGUCCUGGCCCACCCCGUCCUCGAUGACCUCCUGCAACCCUCGGCGCCAUUGAAGCGCGCGGCGGCCGCCCUGACGCAGGUCAACAGCUUCGGCGACAACCCGUCAGGAGCCAAGAUGUACAUCUACGUGCCCUCGCAGCUGGCCGAGAACCCCCCCAUCAUCGUGGCCAUCCACUACUGCACCGGCACGGCCCAGGCCUACUACAGCGGCUCGCCCUACGCCCAGCUCGCCGACCAGAAGGGCUUCAUCGUCAUUUACCCGGAGUCGCCCUACAGCGGUACCUGCUGGGAUGUGUCGUCCAAGGAGACAUUGACUCACAACGGAGGCGGCAACAGCAACUCGAUUGCCAACAUGGUGUCUUACACCCUCGAGCAGUACGGUGCCGACGCCAGCAAGGUGUUUGUCACCGGCUCUUCGUCGGGUGCCAUGAUGACGAACGUCAUGGCGGCCACGUACCCCGAGCUGUUUGCCGCUGGCAUCGUCUACUCGGGUGUCCCAGCCGGCUGCUUCUACGACCAGGCCGGCGGCGCCGACACGUGGAACAACUCCUGCGCCACCGGACAAUCUACCGGCUCAGCCGAGCUCUGGGGUUCGAUCGCCCUCAACAUGGACCCCGGCUACGACGGCCCCCGCCCUAAGAUGCAAAUCUACCACGGCUCUGCCGACACCACGCUGUACCCCAACAACUACAACGAAACCAUCAAGCAGUGGGCCAGCGUCUUCGGUUACGACUACACCAAGCCCGACGAGACCGCCGGAAACACCCCGCAGUCCCAGUACACCACCUACACCUGGGGCGACAACCUCAUCGGCAUCUAUGCUCAGGGCGUCGGCCACACGGUGCCUAUUCGGGGGAGUGAUGAUAUGACGUUCUUUGGGUUGUAG